AUGUAUAACCAUGUUCUGAAAGAGGUCACUUGUGAAUGCAGAAAAUUUGAAACACAUGGUAUUAUUUGCAAGCAUUGUAUUCGUGUGUUGGAUCAGAACAUGGUCUUCAAAAUACCUACAAAGUACAUGUUAGACAGGUGGCGCAAAGAUAUCGUGAGGAAGCACACAAGGGUAAAGGUCGCGUACCAUGACCCCACGCAGACACCUGAGGUUAAAAAAUUCAACAUGAUGAUGAAUGCAUUUGAGGGGGUGUGUGAGGAUGCUUCUGCUGUAGAUGAUGAAACCGUACAGCUAGUGAUAGACUCCCUGUCUACUCUCCACAUUGAAGUGAAGGAUCGGAGCCUAAAAUAUAUGAAACUAAUUGCUUCGAGUGAUUACCCCAUGGUUGAGGAUCCACAUUCAGACAUUGGUUCUAACAGCCAUACUGUUAAUGGACAGUCCCUUCCUUCGCCGUCCACCGUUCCCAACGUUCUUGACCCUACGUGUAAAAAACGUCGUCGUGGUAUACCAAAGGGUUCUCGCAACAAAGCCUAUUUAGAGACUGCUUACAAGCAAGUUAAGCCACGAAAAUCAAAGGCCAAACAAGGUUUGGAGUACGCCCAGUUGCAGGAUGAUGAUAACAUCCACCUUACACAACCUAAUGUAGGUGGAGACAGUGUAUUGUUAGCCCAAAGUAUUUUAUGA
Molecule: messenger RNA, 684 nt
Organism: Chenopodium quinoa (quinoa)
Lineage: Eukaryota; Viridiplantae; Streptophyta; Magnoliopsida; Caryophyllales; Amaranthaceae
Product: protein FAR1-RELATED SEQUENCE 1-like
Exons: 3
Coding region: 1-684 (227 amino acids)
Molecular function (GO): zinc ion binding
Source: RefSeq, a predicted model, not a curated record